AUGAUGUGUAUCAGCUUGUAUAUAUAGUAGAUAUUUUCAUUCUCCCCCAUGAUGGCUAUUAGGUUUUACUUCAUAAUCGAGCAAUGGGAGAAUCAGUGGUUUCAUGAUCCAUCCAGCAUCACAUUUACAUACAUGGAUUUUUUCUGUACUGCAGACUAAAAGGUUAUUGUUUUGCAGUAUCUUUACAAAUGUGCUAAAUAUUAAUAAUGUAUAUAGUAAAUAUCUGAGGGAUUGAUUCUAUUUUUAGUCCCUUAUAUCUCAUUGAUGUGAAUGGCACAUUUACUUUUUAAAUGGUGAAAAUCAGUGUUGAUAAAUACAGUUUCCAGGCGUGCUUGAGCUACAGUAUAUCUAUCUCCCUUCUCUCUGGCUUCAUUUUUACCUCCUUCAACCUAUAGAAAUAUCAGUGGAUGUUUUUAGUCACACUCAUUGUGAAGCUGCCUUUGUCUAUUGUUCGUCUGAUUUUCCAGAUCUGUGUUUAUGAGCCCUAAUAAUUUCCUGUUGUUCCACGCCUGUUAUUUAAAGACUAUAUAUAUUUUUAACUCUGCCAUUGUUGGCUGGAGGUAAUAAAUGUGAUUAUAGGUGAGGUUGUUGGUGAAAAUAGAGCUUCCUCUUUAGAGAGAGGAAAUGUCUGAGAAAUUUCUGGCAUUAGUGGAAUUCUGCCCCGGUUGGAUCUGGGCAGAGUCCUCUGUGAAUGGACCACAUCCACCCACUCACACUUCCCCUACAUGCAUUCAACAUCGGAGGAAUACACAGUCACGCACAAGCUCAUUGAAGACCCCUGAAAAUGGUUGUUACGAUGUGCUUUAAGACUCACAUGGCUAAAGGGCGGAGAGAUGGCAUGGUGUCGUCCAAUGAAAACAGGCGCCGGCCGCUGUCAUCAGGUGAGGUGGAGGGCAUGUCGUGGCAAGGCCCACGGACCAUUUUUCUCCAGAAGAACUCGCAGGGAUUCGGCUUCACUCUGCGCCACUUCAUUGUCUACCCACCAGAGUCCUCUCUCUGCAACGUCAAGGAUGAGGAAAAUGGAAAUGCAACUGGAAAAGCAGGUGGCCAGCGGUCUCGUUUGGAGCCAAUGGACACCAUCUUUGUGAAGAGUGUCAAAGAAAAUGGCCCUGCCCAACAAGCUGGGCUGUGUACAGGAGACAGGCUGGUGAAAGUGAAUGGGGAGAGCAUACUGGGGAAAACCUAUUCUCAAGUGAUUGCACUCAUCCAAAACAGUGAAAACAUUUUGGAGCUUUCUAUCAUGCCAAAAGAUGAGGAUGUGUUGCAGUUGGUAAGUGCAUAUUCCCAGGAUGCCUACCUGAAAGGCAAUGAGCCAUAUUCAGGGGAGGCCCACAACCUCCCUGAGCCACCGCCUCUCUGUUACCCUUCUGCCAAGCCCAGUGCCACUGCCCCACAGCCCAGCCACAACCUCCACAGUCCCCUGGACAACUGGCAGUGCCGACCUGGCCCCACCACCUCUCCACUGGACAACCGCCCACCUGCUGCUUCUACCCCCACCUCCGGCUGGCCCGGGGGCCCUGAGGAUUCCAGUGGCCAUUUUGCCCCAUCAGGGCGGCACCGUGGCCGCUCAUCUUCAGCCGUCAAUCCUCUGGACUUUCACUUUGCUAACCACAAUGCUGCCAUUGCCUCUGCAACUCUGCCUCCACCAAGGAAGAGCAGCCUGUCAGGCUCUGCACGCACUCUCACCGAUGCGCUCUGCCACCAGGCUCUGUCGGACUGGUACUACAGCCAGGCUGAAGCUGCCGAACGCAUAUCCCCCCGCCACCGCAGUAUAUCUCAAGAUCGUUUAGCAGAACUGGGGCUGGGUUUAGCACUUGGCCCUGCACCUUCAUUUGCUUCCACAACCUCUGUGGAACAUCGCAGAAGAGAAACCCUCUUAUACCACCACCAGGCAGCUGCUGCUUCCCAUGAUUCCUAUUGGCUAGGGAGCUGGGGUGGUGUAUCAGGACCAGGAAGCAGGUCAUGCUCAGAGAGCCUGCUGGCAGCCUAUGCUGAGUACGAGCACAACUACGGCCGUUCUGUGGAAACGCUGGCACAAGCUUCUGCACUGGUCACACCGCGCUAUGAACACUCCCAAACAACAAAAUUCAGCGAGCUGACGGACCAGAAGGUCUCAGCAGGGCAUCCACACCAAACUACAGUUACAUCCCACAUCACAACCUCUUCUCCAGUGCAUCCUAGUGGCAGGCAGUCAGGCCAACAGAUAGCGGAACCCCAAACAAGACGAGUAAAAGAAGAGGAGCUAGUGGGCUACAAAAGCUACAGCCCUUCCUUUUCCCGCAAAGCUGGCCACCUCCUCCAGCAGGCACACUCCUUUAGAGAACCCAGCUACAGUGGCCCUCACCUUAACUGGAGUCCUGGAAGCAGGAGUAGCCCUGCAGACAGUGAGGGUGAAAUGGUACCCAGACCUCAGUCUACCCCUGCCCUGUCUGCAUCAGAGGAAGAGAGAGGCCAACUGGGUGAGGACAGGGAGGUCAUUUCGCCCAUCUCCCUGAAUCAAGAGGUAGUUCUGAGGCAAAAGCCACCUUCUGGCCGCCGAACUCCAGUUCAGGGUCUUCGACAUCCCCACUACACCACACCUGUGGAGUCACCUGAACCUCCUGGUCUGACACCUACACCAGGGACACCCUCUCCUGCCUCUGGGGGGCCCAGCUCCAACCGCGGGGCUAAUGGUAGCCUGGCACAGCAUGCAUUCAACUCCUUGUCCUCUAUUCCCUUCAUAGAUGAACCCACCAGUCCUAGCACUGACCUACAGGCCUGCUAUGUACCUGCCUGCUCUGUGGUGUCCAGUUCCCAGGCCUCCAUGGCCACCCUCACUUCCACCUCUGUCACCCCCACCCUAUCCUCCAUCUACCCUUUUGUCCGUCUUCGUUCUCAGGACUGCAGUAGUAUUAAAAGUCGGCGUUCCUCUUACCUGCUGGCCAUCACCACCGAGAGAUCCAAGUCCUGUGAUGAGGGUCUCAACACUUUCAGGGAAGAGGGCCGUGUCUUCUCCAAAUUACCAAAAAGGGUCAAGAGCUUUUUCACUGAUGGGUCUCUGGAGAGCCUGCGAGCUCAGGAAGAGGCCCGGUCCAAGCGCCACUCCACCUCUGAACUUGGAACCAUAACCUUUAGUGAUGUUCGUAAGGAAGGCUGGCUGCACUACAAACAGAUCCUCACAGAGAAGGGAAAGAAAGUAGGUGGUGGCAUGAGACCAUGGAAGCGCGUCUUCUCUGUCCUCCGUUCCCAUUCGCUUUUCCUCUACAAAGACAAACGAGAAGCUGUCCUUCACGGGGCAGGAGCAGGGCCCAGCCAGGAUGAACAUCCUCCAGUUAGCAUCCGCGGCUGCCUGAUCGACAUCGCCUACAGUGAAACCAAGCGGAAACACACCCUGAGGCUGACCACGCAGGACUUCUGCGAGUACCUGCUGCAGGCCGAGGACAGGGACGAUAUGCUGGCCUGGAUCAGGGUCAUCAGGGAGAACAGCAAGACUGACAACGAGGAGAUUGGUUUCUCAAGACAAGCUCUCAUCAACAAGAAGCUGAAUGACUACAGAAAACACAGUUUGACAGGUAAUAAGCCAGACUCCUCUCCCAGAGCCCAUCGAAUGAUGCCUCCUUUCCUCCUGGCUAAGACUGACAACACCUCAGUGAACCGAGCCUCCAGAACUGAUGACAACAAGGCGCUGUGGGGCAUCAACAUCAUGAAGAAGGCUAAGAAGCCAGGCAGUCCAAAGGCUUUCGGUGUGCGACUGGAGGACUGUCAGCCUGCUGUCAACCAUAAAUUUGUCCCUCUGAUCGUGGAGAUGUGCUGUGGCGUGGUGGAGGCAUCAGGUCUGGAGUACACCGGUAUCUACCGGGUGCCAGGGAACAAUGCCAUGGUGUCGAACCUGCAGGAGCAUCUCAACAAGGGCAUGGACAUCAACACUGCUGAGGAGAGAUGGCAGGACCUUAAUGUAAUCAGCAGCCUGCUCAAAUCCUUCUUCCGAAAACUGCCCGAGCCGCUGUUUACUGAUGACAAAUACAAUGAUUUCAUUGAUGCCAACCGGAUAGAAGACGCAGAGGACAGACUGAAGACUAUGAAGAAACUGAUCCAUGACCUCCCAGAUCACUACUAUCACACCCUCAAGUUCCUGGUGGGCCACCUUAAGAAGGUGGCAGAUCACUCUGAAAAGAAUAAGAUGGAGCCAAGAAAUCUGGCUCUGGUGUUUGGUCCCACUCUGGUGAGGACAUCAGAGGACAAUAUGACUGAUAUGGUAACCCAUAUGCCCGACCGCUACAAAAUAGUGGAGACGCUUAUCUUGCACCAUGACUGGUUCUUCAGUAAUGGACAGUUUGAUAAAGAAGAGAAGGCCCCAGAGGAUAAGCGGGAGAUGCAGCCUGUGCCCAACAUUGACCAUCUGCUAUCUAACAUCGGCAGGCCGGGCAUGCCAGGAGAGGCCUCAGAUUCCACCACCAGCGAUUCAGUUAAGUCAAAGGUUUCUUUAGGCUCCAAGAAGGACCUGAAUGCCAGGGACUUCCUGCCCAUGUCCAUCAUCUCUGCCGUGACCCGUAAACGUAAAAAAUGCCUCAGUACCCACCUGCAGGGCAGCAGCACUGAUGAAGACUCUGAACAUGAGCCAGUCAAAGCCAGUAACUAUGGGGGAGAAGAAGGAGGUGAAGGGGAAGAAGAAGAUAAUAGAGGAGAGGAACAAGUAGUCAAGGGAGAACAUACGGUUCCUAAAAAAGAAAAAAGGGAUGAAAAGGAAAAUGGGUUGAAAGCUGGAGAGACCAGAGAAGGAGAAGAUUCAUUUGCAGAAGAAAAAGAGGCUAAAAAGGAUGUGGCAAAUGGAACAGGCAAUGGCAUAAAAGAAUUUGAAGGGGACAGUAGGCAGAGACCACCCUUGUCAGGAAAUGCUCCACAAUUUCGUACAAAAAGUUUCCUUCGCUCACACCAUCAGAUCCAUGCCACAUGCCCAAGACACCCAAAUGUGACUAAUCCUCCUUCCCAUUUAAAGCCUCAGAAUCUGGCAAGAGGAUGUCCCCCAGUCCCUUUCUGGAUCUGCCCCACCAAGCUUCCCAAUCUCCACCACGCUUCCAGCUUUCACAGGACCCAGCAGCCAGACUGGAACCAGUCGGCACCAGUCCGCUACAGGAAGAACAGAGGUGGGAGGACAAGGGCAAUGUCCAUGAAUCUGGACCUUGAGCUGGGCAUGAGUGAAGACAGAGUCAGAGGAUGGAGAGCAGAGAGGGUAGAGGUGAUCAGAGUUGUUGAGGGAACACAAGGUAAGCAUGGAUGUGCUGGGGUUGCCCAGGGAUCAGUUGUGGGUCCUGGAUCAAUUCAGCAAAUAGAUCCCCUACCACGUCUUGCCCAGGAGGCUCCCAUUCUCUCCUCCUCCUCAGAAAGGAUAGAUCAGAGCUCCCCGGGAUCUUCCACUGUGGUACUGAGGAGAUCGGCCCUUGACCCAAGGGAUAAGACAAGAGGGUGGCGACGUCACACGGUCAUAGUUUAACCUGACUGUUUUAUCUACUAAUGCAGUACAAAGUACUUGUCCUAUACUCGUGAACACUGAAUCGCUUGUGUCACUGCUUCUAAAACGAAGUGUCUGUCAUGUUGCUUUAGGGAUCUUAAGUUGGAGACGAGAUCUCAUGGUAAAGGAAUUCUUUGACAUUGUAUGCAGUUGUAGAGUUUCAUUCCAAAAUGACAUAAACACCAUUUCAAAAUGUGACACUCACUCUUACAAAUUCUACCAUUCAACUACUUUUGGAACUAUUCAUCUUAAUUUCUUUUCUUAAAAAAUAACUCUAGAUGUUAUUGUCCAUGUCCUUAUAUAUUUUGCAAAGAACAUUAGGGUUGCACAAAGGGAACUGGUAUUUCCCACAAGAUGUCACCAAAAUCUGAUCGUGUUUCCCAGGAAAAUUAUCUUGUGAUUUUUAGGUUUUGUGUUCAUAGACUAUGCUUCCACACAUUUGUUGUAGAUAUAGUCCAGUCAAACCAAAAAGUAGCAAAGUGAAGAUCUUGAGUCCUUUUGAAAUAGGUAGCAAGCUAGCAAGUCUCAGUUAGUCAGUCACAAUAGCUCUCUGAUUGCUAAUUGACCAUUAGCUUGGUUGCUAAUAGGAAAAUAAGUUUACAGCUUGUAGCCAUCUACAGACCACUCCUUUUUUGUGGAGCAUUUUACACCUGUAGAAGAAGUUAGUUGCUGCUAUUGAAAGUGGAAUUACUGUUCUGGAUUUCUCCAAUGGUCAGCAGUACCAAGACAAUUUGCCAUUGGUGAGCAGUGUAAAUUCAAGUACUGCAGUUUCGCCGAUUGCAACAAUUCCAUUGAAAUGAAUUGAUUUUGCUUCGAAAUGUUGCCAUUUUUGCAUGCUGUUGUGACUGGGCCUUUACAGCAAAUAUAACUAGAAACACGUUUCUUUAUGGUUUUAAUUCAUUAACUUUCUGUUCUAAUGUGCAGUUACAUGUUGCAUUUACAGUUCAGCAAUGUGUCAAAAUAUUCUUUUUCUUCUAAGUGGAAAAAGCAGAGGGUAAAAUCUGUAAAUUGCAAUAAUAAUCCAACAUACAGAGCUCUAUAUCAAAAAGAAUGGUGGAUUGCAGAACAAUGUUCAAAAUGUGGGACACUGAAGGCAGAAGACAACUAAAUGUCAGAGAAAAAUGAUGCAGCUGAUUUAAACACCACAACAGCAUGGUUAAACGGCACUGCAACAGUAAUAUCUUCAGUUCUGCUCUAUGAUGAGGGUCCACAACAACACUUUAUAUGAUAUGAUAUGCUGAAGAAAUAAAAUCAAACAUGGUAAGUUUAAAAUCCACAGUUCUUCUUUUUAAAAUCUCCAACUGUCUUAGAGGGCGAAGCCUGCACAAAAUAGAAGGUUUUACAGUGUUAUUCUUUAUACUACCACUUGGUGGUGUCAAAGGUGUUUUAAAUCCUACACAUACCGGCUUUAACAUAUUUUUCUAAAAUAUUUUGGAAUGAAACCCUUCAAUUCUAAAUUUUAGAUUAAUGAAUUGUGAUGAUAAAUAAAAGUAAAAUAAAAUGAGAGAAAGCCAUAUUAGACAUUUGAAACUCAACUUCAGAGCCCAGCAACUGCUUUUACAUCUAACCCUCACCAGCAAAGACUUCUACAGUCAUUUCAUUGCAAAGUGAUUGUGCUGUAUGUAUGCUGGUGUAUUCACCCACAGGUUUUCACCAAUGAUGUCUUUCACCCACAUGGGCAAAUAUUACAUAUGCACACUUUCCUGACUACAGCACAGUAGAUGAGUUUACUUCUCAGCCCUUUAGAAGCUCUUCCAAAGCCUCCUGUGGAUCAAUAGGGAACUUCAAUGAUCCAUCGGUGCAGAUCGGCUUCCUCUCUCUCUGGAUGAUGUCACUUGGGCAUUAUGCCAAAGCUUCCAUGGACUAAAUAAAAGUGUAUGCAUGGGGUCAGUGACAUAUAAAGUUAUGCAAACCCUAAGUGUUCAACACAAGCCUAUUGUGCUUCCCUUUGAGUAUUUGUGUGUGAGAGAAAGUAUGUGUGUGUGUGUGUGUGUGUUCAGGGAGGAGGGCCAGAGUUUUGUCAGAUUAGAAAAGUGUUUAAGGCAGCUAUGUGAAGUCAUGCCAAAAUUCUUUUUUUUUCUGUUUGGUUAAUUGUUUAAAUUCAGCAGUAUGGAGCCAAGAAAGAACCUUAGGGAACCAGAGCUCUUUGUAAAGCAGUGAGGCUCCAUUGUAUAUCAGUGUUACUAAAAGUCUGUCAUGGGAACAGCUGAAAGUGGACGGAUAACCUCGUUAAAUCCAAAAUCACAGUCUUACCUGAGUGAUACAUUUGCAUUUUUUCUUUUCAGUUUCAUUGUUUUUGCUCCCUUCCCUGGGGCAUAAGUUUUUUUAAGCAGAGUGUAAAAAAUGAGUGGAGCAGCUGACUCAAGCCGUACUGCCAACCACUGUCGUCCAACCAGACUCAGUGUUUGUCUUAAUCAUAUCCUGAUUCAGUCUGUCCUUCUCUCCAUCUGUGCCCUUGCGCAUGUACUUUACAGUAUGUACGUGGGUGACUGUGCGUGGACCAAUUUGUAACAGUUGUACAAAGCCUUGUUAAGUUAACCUGUGUAUAUAAAUAUUAUACAUAAUAUAUUAAAUUAUUUGUUUUGGAAA
Scatophagus argus is the source of this 8077-nucleotide messenger RNA. Its product is annotated as rho GTPase-activating protein 23-like. Gene Ontology annotation, molecular function: protein binding. NCBI's taxonomy places the organism in Eukaryota, Metazoa, Chordata, Actinopteri, Scatophagidae. Bases 785 to 5470 code for a protein of 1561 amino acids. Gene Ontology annotation, biological process: signal transduction. The transcript has 24 exons. The record is from RefSeq and is a predicted model, not a curated record.